GUUGUCUUUGACCUAGAUUGGGCUAACAGUAACAAACAAAGAAAUUUCACCACUAAUUUAAUAAUCAAGCAAGCUGUUCCCGAAAUACACGAAGAAGGUGACGAAGUUCGGGGUGGAAGUUUUAACAGGUAAAGCUUUGUCUUUUUGACUUGAAUUUAUCGAUAAAACCGGCGAAAAAGUUUUUUGUUUACAAAUGCAAGUUAAGCUUAAGUCUUGCGUUACUUUAUUUAGUUGACUUGUUCAUAAAUAAGCUUAAAACUAAAUUUAAUAAUCUUUUUUACAGAAUGAUUUUAAGCUGACAAAUUAAAAGAAUUCACAACUCCUUUUGAGGAAAUUUCCUCGCAAGAGCUAAACAAAUGCCUUCAAAAGUUUUAUUUGUCGGCAGAAAAAGCGACGACCGCGGCCGUUCGGUCAUUGUGCGCCAAAAUUGUGAUCGUUGUAGCAACAGUAAAUGCGUUAAAAAUCUUCAUUUUUGUGCUCAAUUAUCUCACUGUUUUAUUAUAUACUAAAACAAGUAUUCACCUCAGUGUCGGUGGCCACCACUAGCCUCCUCCACUUCGGUGAAUAAUUGUUAUUUAUUCUGGGACUUUGUUGUCGGAAAUGUUGGGGUGUUUCCUUUGAAAAUAUUCCUUACCCGGAAAAACUAACCUCGAAGAGCCAGGCAUAACCACUAAAAUUUUCCUGAGUUGAUGUGGUCUAAACUACGCUCAAAUUUUCAAGGUGUCGUCCCACGUAAGGGAAUGCGAGGAAUACAGGAAAGUCUUGGAUUCUGGAUUCCACGCCGGGGAUUCCGGAUUUCAGAUACUGAAUUCCAGUCUUUGUCAGUGGAACUUGGAUUCCAAAGCCCAGGAUUUUGGAUUCCACAAGCAAAAAUUUCCCUUUCAUGAAGCGAAGGAUACACUCGCUGACGCUGCUGGACUGAAUCGCCCCGGACUAAAGGAAAAGCCAUUGAUUCCGUCUCGCUUUGAUCAUGUUCACUAACACUUUAAGCGGUUACCCUCGUGCCCAGAGGUUUUCAAAUUUCACUCGCUCACUUUCCUCCUUCCGUUCCUGUCCUUCAGGUCAAGGGCACUUGAGUGACCGAAGAGUUUAGGUCGUUACUAGUUCCUUUCUAGUACUGUGUGGUAUCCUUGAAAACAUAAGUGCAGGCCGCAAUUAUGAGUGGAUUUACGUUGUACAAACUGCCCGCGGGACAGGCGCUUUUUGGGGAGGGGGGGGGGGGGGGGGGGGGGGGUAUCUCUCCUCCUCCCGCUCGUCGCUGUUGUGGGGGGGGUGGUGGGGGGGGGAUUUGGGGUGUUUGUUUGUGUGUUGUGUUUUGGUGGUGGUUUGGUGAUGGGAUUGGGGAGGAAAGAGUGUGGUGGGGUGUUGGGGGUGGGGGGGGGGGGUUGGGGGGGGGGGGGGGGGGGGGGGGGGGGGUGGGGGGGGGGGGGGGGGGGGGGGGGGCAGGGCGGUCAGGCGGGCUUUGGGGCGCGAGGGCGACCGCUGAUAAAAAGGCUAAACGGCUGGUGGAUUUUCAAUGACAAUAAAACGGACUGUUUGCGGAAAGUUCAAUCCGUUUCUUUGGUUUUACUUUCCAACCGAAUUUGAUAUUAAAAUCAAAGUUAGGCGGAAAUUUCCAUCUAAACGAUAAAGCUAAGCAUUAUCCAGGGCAUUAUCAUUCAUUACAAAGUCCCUGAGAUAAACGCUGUAAAAUUGUGUCAGGGCUAACAGUUCUCAAAAGCGACUCUAGUUACAGUCCGUUUUAAUGUUGACAAAAUGUUCCCGAACUGUUUGAAAGAAGGUUAAUUUUUAUAAUUCACUACGUGACCACUUCCCAAUGGCUUAUAAUUCAGUGGCUAACUUUCGUGACGAGACUGUCAAUGUCUUUAAACCGAAACCGAAAAAGUGCUUAAAAACCCCUUUUAAUUGGGCGAGCCAAUUGAAUCUUUUGACAUGCACUUCACAACUGUUAGAAAUCACACACACAAACAUCGAUCCUGUUCUCGGUUUGUAUCCCAACUUAGGUAAGUAAUUCCGCUUUUUUUUUCGAUUUACAAUAACGAUAUAUAUAUAAAACUGAGAUUUUUCUUCUCUGGAAUGCUGCCUGUGUGUCGUGUGUGAUUUUAAAUGCCUGGUUAAAUUCAAGGGGACUCGCCGAAGGCUCGUGUUUUUUCUGUAGCGGUUUCGAUCUCUAUAUCAGGAAAAAAACAAACUUACCUUUACGGCGGAAGUGCCAUAAGAUUGUAUUUUCACUGAGUAUUUUAGAAGUGUAUUGAAGCUCAUAAUUUUUUUUCAUGUCAUUUUUCAGUCUUGAAGAUCGCGAAUUCAUCAAGGACAAGUAUGUUAGUUUCAAUCAUUGAACAAAAAUUUCACUCGGCAAUAAAACAUUUUUUUUUAAAUAAACGAAACUGAAAUUUCCCCUUUUAAUAAUCUUGGCAAGCAUUAUCAUUACGUCAGAAUAAUAAAAUCGUGUACUCAUUAUAAAUCAACAAUCACUGCAGACAGUUUUAACACGAUCUAACGAAACUCGAUUUGUAGGGAGCAAAAGUUUAUGCCAAUGUUAAUUUAGCUUUCACUGGUUUGAGAAGGAUUAGGUCACGUAAUGGCACGGCGGAAUCGGUACUAUUUUUGAAACAAUUUUUUGAUUAAUGCAAAUUGCCUCCUGUUUUACGUAAUGUCGCAAAGUUCUGAAGCUGUAACUUCCUUCUCUUUGUCAAAACCGGAAUCGUCCAUAUCCCUGCCUGCUAUAUCGCCUCGGUCAAUCAAAGGUCGUCAAACGCCUUAAAAAAUUAACAGUCUUCAAAUGGUUAAUUUCAUGAAUAAAAGACCCCCAUAAAAAGGUAAAGCUUUCGCUUUCUCGAAAACCCGUAGACCAUGUUGUGGCAGCGGACUUGGAUACUGAUUUUGAAUAAGGCUAAUGCUUAUUGUAUGUAUGAUACGGUCAAGGUCAGUUUCCUUUUGGUUUCACGUAAGAGAGAACUUCUUGUUUCACCCGCCAAUUAUAGAGCAUCCAGUCGUUCCCUUUAUCGAAAAGUAGCCACACCCCGUGCUAUUUUUAUCGAGCAAUCUUUCCUCUAGUAGUUUACCCAAUCCUUAAUUUUUUAACUUCAUAAAUAAAAGUAAGUCAGCUUAGCAUUCCCUUUUUUAUAAACCUCCUGGCAAACACUGUCAAUGAUUUUGUAUUAGGCUAUUGCAAUUAAAACAUGUUAAUGCAGCUUACACCUUUUCGGGAAACUGUAGGCUUCCUCAUGCUAGACUUUGAUUUUGAAUUGGGCUUACGUAAAUUGCCAGUUUCCUGUGUCUCGUUAAUACAAAGUUCCAAAGCUAUAACUUUCUCCCCUUUGUUGAAAACUGAGUGACCACAUCUCAACUUCUGUUUAUUGGCUCAUUUCUUAGAUACUCAGAGAAGAUGGCAGACCUCGGUACCGCACGACCUUUCUCUUCAGAAAAUCCACAAAAUUAUGGUCUAAGCCAAGCAUCCUAUAGCUGUCGAUGUUUGCGUUCGACAAUCCCAAUUUUCCUUAUCCUGGCUUGCGCUGGUUUUGUGGUGUUUGUGGCGGGAAUUACUUCACUGGUAGCCCACGGUCCAGAGAACGAAGGAGCCAUAUUAGCUGGCGUAGGCUGUUCCGUUUUCGCGUUUGGCAUGUUUUGCGUGGCGGUUGUUAAGAUAAAGCAAGUACGAUCGCUGAAAGGUGCUACUUGGCAGGAUGAUAGAACUGAAAUGGUUGUACCAGACAGUACCCUGCGAGCGUAUUCAGCUGGCAGUAUCUCUGCAUUCACAGGUUUAUACCCACACAGCCUGCUUAUACCCGAUGGCUACAGUCCUCCAAGAUACGAAGAUGUUAUUGGAUCUACCGAUCGCGCUCUCCAGCCUCGGAUCGAAACAGUUUCCCACCGGUCCAAAUCUGAAUCAGAUACACCAAAGGCAUUUGAUUUACCCCCUCCAUACGAAGAAGCAGUAUCUUUUUCAGGAGAGAGCCCAAUUAAUGUUGGUCAGUGCUAA
Messenger RNA from Porites evermanni, 3982 nucleotides. Lineage: Eukaryota; Metazoa; Cnidaria; Anthozoa; Scleractinia; Poritidae. The record is from the annotation of a GenBank genome assembly.